Branchiostoma belcheri (Belcher's lancelet) is the source of this 1460-nucleotide messenger RNA. Its product is annotated as electron transfer flavoprotein subunit alpha, mitochondrial-like. Gene Ontology annotation, cellular component: mitochondrion. The record is from RefSeq and is a predicted model, not a curated record. Bases 130 to 1140 code for a protein of 336 amino acids. Lineage: Eukaryota; Metazoa; Chordata; Leptocardii; Amphioxiformes; Branchiostomatidae. Gene Ontology annotation, molecular function: flavin adenine dinucleotide binding; electron transfer activity. The transcript is spliced from 12 exons.
ACCCCUAUCCUGCAGUGGUUUCGACCGUUGACCUUUCUUGUGUAAGAUACGACGUUUACGUAAAGUUAGCAGUUUUAAGUCGUUUCUUGCUCAGUUUUCUGAACAAUUUGGUCACUGAGAGGUCCAAAAAUGUUCCACGUUGUCUCCAGGUCGGCCCAAAGACUAUCGAGCACAGCCAGUGUUCUAAGACGUCUGAACAGCACACUCGUGAUCGCUGAACACAACAAUGCACAGCUGACCCCCAUCACACUCAACACCAUCACUGCUGCUGCUAAACUAGGGGGGGACAUCGCCUGCCUGGUGGCUGGGAGCAAAUGUGCUUCUGUUGUGGAGGAACUCACCAAAGUUGGUGGUGUCCAGAAGAUCUUGGUGGCUGAAAAUGAAGUCUUCAAUGGAUUUUUGCCAGAAGCGAUAACUCCACUGAUCCUAGAGACGCAGAAGCAGUUCAACUUUUCUCACAUCGCAGCAGGAGCAACUGCAUUUGGCAAGAGCCUGCUGCCCAGAGUGGCCGCCAAGCUGGAUGUGAACCCCAUCUCUGACAUCAUCGACAUCAAGGAUGCAGACACCUUUGUCAGAACCAUCUAUGCAGGAAAUGCUAUCUGCACGGUGAAGUCCAAAGAUGGAGUGAAGGUGUUCACUGUGAGGGGAACAGCUUUCCCCGCUGCAGAGGCUGCUGGGGGACAGGCCGCCUGUGAACAAGCUCCAGCAGUUGACGUGAAGAAUGACCAGUCAACGUUUGAAGGCCAGUCCUUGUCAAAGAGCGACCGUCCAGAACUGACCAGUGCUAAGACAGUUAUAUCUGGAGGCCGUGGGAUGAAGAAUGGAGAGAACUUUGAGCUGCUGUAUAAGCUGGCUGACAAACUGAACGCUGCAGUUGGAGCGUCCCGUGCUGCAGUCGACGCUGGCUUUGUUCCCAACGACAUGCAAGUGGGCCAAACGGGGAAGAUUGUUGCUCCUGAGCUGUACAUUGCUGUGGGGAUUUCUGGAGCCAUCCAACAUCUGGCUGGCAUGAAGGACAGCAAGGUGAUUGUUGCCAUCAACAAGGAUCCAGAAGCUCCCAUCUUCCAAGUGGCUGACCACGGGCUAGUGGCCGAUCUCUUCAAGGUUGUUCCUGAGAUGACAGAAAUAUUGGAGAAGUAACAUGCUUGAGACUGUGUAAUAUACAUGUAUGUAGUGAUAUCUGCAAGGGUUCAGGGUUAUGUGUCUAAAUAUUGGAAAUUGAAUACUAAAUGACUGCCAUGUUUUGAAGUGGACAUGUUAUAUCAGCUGUAAAGAUUAAUCUGCUGUGUUGAUCAUAAGAAAGAUCUUUGUAUUGCCACUGUAUUUUUUCUAGCUCUCUUCCAUACAGACACACAUAACAUCAAUACUUUCUCCAGACCAAGCAGCCAUUAUACAAGGUUUGUGUUAUGCCUACACUAUUACAUACUUCAUACAACAUUAAAGAUCAAACGAGAACCAUA